GUUGGGAGUUUUUUGAGUCUUGUCGGAGAUGAAGAUAGGGGCGGUUCGGGAGUGUUGGGUUGUGCGAACUCCGGUAACUCCUCCGGCGGUUCGCGGCUUAAUUCGCCGGAAUGAAAAGCCGCAGCAGCUCGGGUUUCCUCUCUCGAAGAGGAUGUCUCGUAGUGUGGUAAUGGAGGUUCAAGGAGGGAGAGGAUAUGAGUCUCCAUGGGAUGAAAAACCUUAUGAAACUCUUCCCACUGGGAAAAAGGUUUACGUUGACGAAUCUGAUGUUGUAACGUUUCUUGAUCCUCCCAAGGAGUUGAUUCCAUUGGACCCUACUUCAUAUAACUCAGCUGCUUAUCUCUGGAAAAAGAUUGAAGACAUCCCUGAAGAGAGGCGCCCCCGCUUGCUGCAAUUUAUAGAGCCAAGGCUUAUAUCAAGAGCGUGGGAAAUAGCAGGCGCUCGUUAUGAAAAUCCAAAGCUAGCUAAAAUGACUGCAUCAAAGUUGUUCUCUACUGGAGGAGAUACGGAAAUUUCACUUGAAUACUUUAACUGCCGAACAAGUAAUGGUCCACUAAUCAUAUCUUGGAUAAGAUCUUUCAAGAUGGCUGUGUUUUCCUCCAACAAUGGACAAAUCUAUGGGCGUGUUUGUGGUGGACCGAUAGUCUCAACCCUUGCCAAUGCUUUCAGCCCACUAUACUUUGAUGUCACAGAAGCUAUGGAAGUUAUGGCCACAGAAGAACCCUGCGACAUAGCCUGCAGAUUUGGUGAUGGGCUUCUUGCCACUGAAGAUUACCCACAAGGGUUCCCUCGACCAGCCAAGCAUCCGUAUCCGUUCAACGACAGUGUUGUCAUAUACAUACGACAUAUAGGUCCUGGUGUAUGCGUAGGGCAGGCAUGGCAAGAAGGCAAAGAACUGCAACAAGUUCCUCAAAGAUUGUGCUCCGACAUUCUUAUGGUCAAACAAUACAAUUUAAAUUAAGAAGGGCUUUUGUCAGUUUUAGAUUGGAGAAUGUUUCAAGUUGGCUUGGAGAGCCUUUUUUUUUGUUAACUUGUAUAAAAAGCUUUAUAUUUGCGGUAUAAAAGCCGAGGAGUUAUAACAUAGCUUAUAGUUUAUCUGGAA
Brassica oleracea var. oleracea is the source of this 1102-nucleotide messenger RNA. RefSeq lists its product as uncharacterized. The transcript has 8 exons. The record is from RefSeq and is a predicted model, not a curated record. Lineage: Eukaryota; Viridiplantae; Streptophyta; Magnoliopsida; Brassicales; Brassicaceae. The coding region runs from base 29 to 961 and encodes 310 amino acids.